This is a messenger RNA of Molossus molossus (Pallas's mastiff bat), 5166 nucleotides long. It is a transcript of the gene PXN, whose product is annotated as paxillin. Bases 57 to 3299 code for a protein of 1080 amino acids. Gene Ontology annotation, biological process: endothelial cell migration; transforming growth factor beta receptor signaling pathway; substrate adhesion-dependent cell spreading. The transcript has 15 exons. The record is from RefSeq and is a predicted model, not a curated record. Lineage: Eukaryota; Metazoa; Chordata; Mammalia; Chiroptera; Molossidae.
CCGGGACGGGCAGCGAGCGCGACGUCGAGCCGGUUCCCGGAGCCCACGGCCCCGCCAUGGACGACCUCGACGCCCUGCUGGAGGACUUGGAGUCUACCACCUCUCACAUCUCUAAGCGGCCUGUGUUCUUGUCGGAGGAGACUCCCUACUCCUACCCAACUGGAAACCACACAUACCAGGAGAUUGCUGUGCCACCCCCUGUCCCUCCACCCCCGUCCAGCGAGGCCCUCAAUGGCGCACUCCUUGACCCCUUAGACCAGUGGCAGCCCAGUGCCUCCCGAUUCAUCCACCAGCAGCCCCAGCCCCUGCCGCCCGUGUACGGCUCCAGUGCCAAAACGUCCAGUGCCUCCAUCCCCCAGGACGGCGGCGGCCCUCCGUGUCCCCGAGCCGGUGAGGAGGAGCACGUCUACAGCUUCCCCAACAAGCAGAAGUCGGCUGAGCCUUCACCCACUGUGAUGAGCUCCUCCCUGGGCAGCAACCUUUCAGAACUUGACCGCCUGCUGCUGGAGCUGAACGCAGUGCAGCAUAACCCCCCAGGCUUCCCUGCAGAUGAGGCCAACUCAAGCCCCCCGCUGCCUGGGGCUCUGAGCCCUCACUAUGGCAUCCCGGAGAAUAACAGCCUGCUGGGGAUCAAAGCUGGGCCCCCGAUGAAAGAGAAGCCCAAGCGGAACGGGGCCCGGGGCCUGGAGGACGUGCGGCCCAGCGUGGAGAGUCUCCUGGAUGAACUGGAGAGCUCCGUGCCCAGCCCCGUCCCCGCCAUCACUGUGAACCAGGGCGAGAUGAGCAGCCCUCAGCGAGUCACCUCCAGCCAGCAGCAGACACGAAUCUCGGCCUCCUCUGCCACCAGGGAGCUGGACGAGCUGAUGGCCUCCCUGUCGGACUUUAAGACCAGCUCCUCUACUGUGGCCUUGAACUCACUGUUGCCCAGCUCAGCUCCAUCCUCACACCACACACUUCCUUCUCCUCCUCCUCCUCCCGGGCCCUCUGUAGUCUUGCCAUCCAUUAUUAAACCCUCCCCUGGAGGCCAUGGUCACACUCCGGAGGUCCUUUGCAUAAAAAAUAAUGAUAAUGGACAGGACCUUCUACCUCCUGUGGCUCCUAGCUGGCUUGAUUUGGCUGGCCUUGGGGUCACACCUGACAACCCCAACUCUUCCUCUGUGGAGGGUUCUCUGGGGCCAUCUGGUGCAGAGAGCCAGGCUCGAGGUAGGAGGGAUGGACUAAACCUCACGAGUGAGCUCUCCAGGGCUCCCCCAGGCCACAUUCCACCCAGAGCUGGGUAUGUAGGUCCCCAGGAGCCUGAAGGCCCCCAAGGGCUGUCAGCCAACCCUGUGUACCCAGAGGAGGCCUCGGCUGCCACAUGGGAGCAGCCGUGGGCUUUGGAGGCGCUCAGGCCUGAGACUCCCUGCAGAGCUACACCCAACUUCCAGGAAGUAACCGAGCCAGCCGUCAUGGCCGUAGACCGUCAGAUCGUCUUCCCAGAUACCUGGGGUCUCACGAAGGGACGUGGACAGCUGAGGGAGAGGGCCAGGCCAGAGCCAGCGGGGCCGGAGAGCAGCUGCCCUGCUCCGGGUGACCAGGAGCAGUUAGGUGGAGCGAUGCCCAUGAAGGGAAGCCUGGUCAGGCCAUUCCGGGGGCCCGAGAUACCCAGGAGGCCAGAGGGCACCACUGAAGCCACUGCUGAGACCAAGAGGGAACAGCCGGAGCUUCCACAGGCCAUGGUCAUGGACACGCUCAAUACCACCGAACGGAUUUCCACCUCUGGCCAGAUCCGCUCAGUGAUCAGGAGGAGCCGCGAGACAGGCCACGCGCACCCCAUGUCCCGGGAGCCCUCCCCUCGCCGCCGGCUGGACCCCGCCACCUUGAGCAGGACCCCAUCCCAGGAGCGGCUCAUCGCAGAGCUGCAGGGUCGGCUGGGCAUCCAGCCGGAGGCAGAGGAGGCUGCAGGGCCAGCGGGGGCCUCCACCGAGGACUGGAUGACCGAGGGCGUCGUCAUUACUGUGCAGCCUCGAGGGAGGCGGGCUGAGGGGCAGCUGGUAGAGAAGGUUGUUUUCCCUCCUGGCUCUCCCAUUCCUUUGAGAAGAACCUUCUCUGUUCUGCCUUCUCCUCCUCCUGUCCCUUUACUCCAGCAUCACAGAGAUGGCAUGGCCACCAGCUCUUCUCCCCCACGCAGCCUGCCUGCCCACUCCACCCUGGGGCCCUCAGUUCUUCCCUGUGGGUCUCCUGGGGUCCAGAGUGCUGGGGCAGGGCUGCAGGAAGAACAUGUGCAGGGGCCCACCUCUCUCCUUUCUGCGCCCCACACUGCGAGGUCGGUGGGCUGCCAGACUGACGAGGACCCGAUGUUCCCCCCGAUGCAGAUCCAGGGCCUGGAACAAAGAGCGGACGGAGAGCUGUGCUGGGCGGCGGGCUGGCCUCCGAAUGGCAGGCAGCGCAGUCCCGAAGGGCAGGACGAGGGAGGGUUCAUGGCCCAGGGGAAGCCGGGGAGCAGCUCUCCCCCUGGGGGGCCCCCAAAGCCUGGGAGCCAGCUGGACAGCAUGCUGGGGAGCCUGCAGUCCGACCUGAACAAACUGGGAGUUGCCACAGUCGCCAAAGGGGUCUGCGGGGCCUGCAAGAAGCCCAUCGCUGGGCAGGUUGUGACGGCCAUGGGGAGGACAUGGCACCCCGAGCACUUCGUCUGCACCCACUGCCAGGAGGAGAUCGGGUCGCGGAACUUCUUUGAGCGGGACGGACAGCCCUACUGUGAAAAGGACUAUCACACCCUCUUCUCCCCGCGCUGCUACUACUGCAACGGUCCCAUCCUGGAUAAAGUGGUGACAGCCCUGGACCGGACGUGGCACCCCGAGCACUUCUUCUGUGCCCAGUGUGGCGCCUUCUUCGGUCCUGAAGGGUUCCACGAAAAAGAUGGCAAGGCCUACUGCCGGAAGGAUUACUUCGACAUGUUCGCGCCCAAGUGCGGCGGCUGCGCCCGGGCCAUCCUGGAGAACUACAUCUCAGCCCUCAACACCCUCUGGCAUCCCGAGUGCUUCGUGUGCCGGGAAUGCUUCACGCCGUUCGUCAAUGGCAGCUUCUUCGAGCACGACGGGCAGCCCUACUGCGAGGUGCACUACCACGAGCGGCGCGGCUCGCUGUGCUCCGGCUGCCAGAAGCCCAUCACGGGCCGCUGCAUCACCGCCAUGGCCAAGAAGUUCCACCCAGAGCACUUCGUCUGUGCCUUCUGCCUCAAGCAGCUCAACAAGGGCACCUUCAAGGAGCAGAACGACAAGCCUUACUGUCAGAACUGCUUCCUCAAGCUCUUCUGCUAGGCGCCCUCAUCCCUCCGGCUGCCCUUCCCCUGGCCCAGCCUCCCUAACUGCUACUGUGACCCAGAGGCCUCGCCCAGGGCUGAAGGGCCAAGCCCCACUGAAACUGGAACUCGUGUCCUUGGCUGUGCAGGGUGGCAAGAGGGCCUCAGAGGGUCCCGCCUGCUUUUCCGCCUCUGCCAGAGCCCCUGGGCCUCCCCUCCUCCCGCAGCGGCACCCGGGCCGCCAGCUCCUUAUCCUCCCCAGAGAUGGGGCUGGAGGACUCCACCCACACACCUGCCUGGCCAGGCCAGCACCCCACACUGGAGCCAUCUCUUACUCAUAUUUUGGCAGUGGAGCCAGGGGGAGGGCAGGCAGAGUCAGAUGGGGUCUCUUUUUAUCUUUAUUUCCGUCCGACUGAAUUAUCCUUGUUCCGAGAGUAUUGGGGGACACCCGCUCCCUCCAGACAAUGCCAGCAUAAAUCCAUCCAUCCAAAGGUUGAAGUGCCCAGGGGCCACGGAAGGCUCCUUGUGCUCCUCCUGUCCUUCCAGUCUUCCCAGGCCUGGGUGACUGCCCCCUGCCCCCAUAACUGCUCUGAUUCUACUGAGACAGGCCUCUCCAGCAAUAAUGUUUUAUAGUCACUUCCUCCGUCUCCGGGGACAGCGUGAGGUGCGGCGUUUCACCUCGUGCCUGGACACUGUAUCUACUUUGAUAGAUUUCUACACUGAGGUUUGAAUUCGUAUUGUCUGAGUUGCUUUUACUUCUCUAUACAAAAUGAUUUUGAAGAUAUUUUAAAGACAUCCCCUUUUGUACUCUCCCCUUGUCCGCCGCCACUGGUCCUGUGGGUGAUAGUGGCCGUGGGACAGGGUUUGCCUUGUACUGAGGGCUUGGGGUAGGGAAGCCAUUUGUAUUUUAUUUUUUCUUAGCCUAAGCAGGUGAAGUGGGAGCAGCUCUGAGAUUCCCCUUCUUUAACUUCAUGGCUCACCAGGACUGUUUUAUAAACUGCUGUAUUUUUAAACCCCUUCCUCAUUACCCAGGCCAGCAAGCUCUUAAGCGAAAUUGGCCUAAGGGUGUCUUGGCCUUUUGGGCCUAGGAUUCUGAACCUCAUCCAUCCUAUUCCCUAGGGAGGAGAAGGGGAAGUAUGUUUUGGGGGUGCUGUUACCUGUCUUAGCCAUUAGGAGCAUCUGCUCCCCUGUGAACUCUUUGGUAUCGAAAAGAACCCGCUGAACAUUCUCGGCCUCCUCACUGCUUCUCUGGGGCUCCUUCUGCCUCCUCAGGAAAGCUGGUAUCUGAUUUUGACCAUUGGUUUUAUCGAUUCCACUGGGCUCAUCACUUUCCCAAAUGUCCUGCCCUCCUUGGAAACCGGCGGUCUGAGGAAAAGGGCCCAGGUUGUUGCGAAGGAGCCUGAUAGGAUUCUGGCAGAGGGACAGGAUCCUGCUGAAGCCAUGGAAAGUCUCCAGAGCUUUCUCCCCAAGGAUGAAACAGGAGCAGGCAGGCCUGGGGUUUCUGGUCAGUAAAGAGGGGCCCCAAUGGGGUCUAAAGUGAGUAAGAUCCAGACCACUCUGUUAGCCUCAUAGCAAAGGCUGAGUGUGCUGGGGUCAGGCGGGGGUCCCUCCUUUGUGGCAGGGCUGGGAGCAGCCAGGUCUGGAGAGGUCAGCCAGGCCCCUUCAAAGGUCUGAGAUCUCCACUUCCACCCAUAGGCCUUAUUGCUCUGUUUACAGUGACCCGCCCCAGACCCCUCCCCUAGAGGGACGGGUUUCUGGGGUCCACCCUCUGGGUCAAUGGUUAUUUGAUGAAUUGAUUUUAAUUUUUUUUUCUCUAAACUUUUAACCUGGCUUUUCCUCAUUUCGAUUCCUGUGAUUUAUGCCAAUAAAGUUUGCCAUUAUUUUGA